CUCUAGGAUUCUUCAACCCGCACAUUCAGCAGCUUCUCAAAGACACCCAAAAAGAACAUUCUGCAAUCUCCAACAAUUGUUGCAGAGACACAAAUCACCUGAAAGCUUAUUACUUCAGCUUUAUAUUCAUCAAAUAUGAAGAAAACUUUGGCAGAACAAGUUAUGGGAAUUUCAAUCGCCUCAACAGCAUGCCCUUUUAUGAGCUUACCAAGGAGAUUAUUACCUGAACCUGAAAGCCAAGACCUUGUUCCAUCUUCUGCAAAUAAAAGGAUAGUUAAGCUGGGGAAAAAGGCUAACAAAUUUGCCCUUGGAGUUCGAGAGCAUGUGAGAUUGGGACCAAAGAUAACUGAAAUUGUGAAAGCAAAGUUGAGCUUGGGAGCGAGAAUUCUUCAAGUAGGAGGAAUGAGCAAGGAGUUCAAGAAGCUAUUUAGUGUUGGAGAAGGAGAAAAAUUGUUAAAGACUUGCCAGUGUUAUUUGUCAACAACAUCUGGUCCUAUAGCUGGUCUCCUAUUUAUAUCCACUCACAAGGUUGCCUUCUGCAGCGAAAAAUCAAUUAAAUUCUCUUCUCCAAAUGGGGAACAAGCUAGAGUUUAUUACAAGGUGGUGAUACCAGUAAAUAAGAUAAACAUAGUCAACCAAAGUGAAAACAUGAAGAAGCCAUCACAGAAGUAUAUAGAGAUAGUAACAGUGGAUAAUUUUGAUUUCUGGUUUAUGGGUUUCUUAAAUUAUCAGAAAGCUUUGAACCAACUCCAGCAGGCAAUUUCUCAAGCUCAAAACAAGUGCUAGCACAUCUUGUGCCCUAUGUUUCGUCGGACAUAAUUAAUAAGGUCAACAAGAAAGUUGAUUGCAGAUAUAUAUUGUACAGAAUUUUGAUAGUGAGAAUGCUUAUCAAUCUCCUUAUCAUUAUUGUCUAUAUCAAGGAGAAGCUUUGUUACUGUAUCUCUCAAUGCCAUUUAAUGGAUCUCAUCUCCAAUUUCUGGCGCAA
This is a messenger RNA of Mangifera indica (mango), 985 nucleotides long. Its product is annotated as GEM-like protein 4. Lineage: Eukaryota; Viridiplantae; Streptophyta; Magnoliopsida; Sapindales; Anacardiaceae. The coding region runs from base 136 to 786 and encodes 216 amino acids. The transcript has 3 exons. The record is from RefSeq and is a predicted model, not a curated record.